AUGGACAAAAGCGAUAUGGGCAAAGAGUCUGCGGAUAAACAGACAUCAUCACUAGCCACCGAUCUUCAGUACAUCCCCUACGACCAUUCACUCGAAAGAAAGUACUUGCCUUCCAUUAAAGCACUCAUCGCCAAGGACUUGAGUGAGCCAUACAGCAUAUAUGUUUAUCGAUACUUUCUCUCUCAAUGGAAAGAUCUAUGUUUUAUGGCGCUUUCUCCUACUACGCAAGCUCUUAUCGGAGUCAUAAUUUCUAAGCUCGAAGUCCAUGUCUCACAUUCUCCCGCCACAUUUAGGGGCUACAUAGCAAUGCUUGCUGUGUCAUCAGAGCAUAGAAAUCACGGAAUAGCGACAUCAUUAGUGAGGCAGACAAUUGACGCCAUGAUAGCGCGUGGAGCAGACGAGGUUGUGUUAGAGACGGAAGAGACAAACGCUGCCGCCAUGAAAAUAUAUGAAAGAUUAGGCUUCAUCCGCAGUAAAAAGUUACACAGAUACUACCUUAACGGUAAUAGUGCUUUCAGACUCGUCUUAUAUCUAAAGGGGACUGAAGAAAUGAGAAGAGAAGGUUAUGUAUAA
Messenger RNA from Blumeria graminis f. sp. triticale, 573 nucleotides. Lineage: Eukaryota; Fungi; Ascomycota; Leotiomycetes; Helotiales; Erysiphaceae. The record is from the annotation of a GenBank genome assembly.